CCUCGCACACCACCUAUUACUCAAGGUGCUAUGAAAAUAAUAUAAUUCGAAUUAGUAGUUUCUGAAAUUAGCGCAUUUAAAUAAACAAACGCUAAAGCUUAAUAAUAUAAUAAGUACUAUCUUUACGAAUAUUAUAAAUGCGAAAGUAACGUUGUUUGUUAAUUAUGUUAUCAAAACUUAACCUAUGAACUGAUCAUAAUAAAAUUUAAUAUUGAGGUAUACCUACCUUUGUACCUGUACAGGCAUUUAAAUUACAGACAACAAAAUCUACGUGAAUGAAGUCGCGGGAAACAUAGUUUGUAUAUUUUUGUUGAUAUUUGAAGUUAACAUAGGGGUCAAGUAACAUCACGGUAGCAUGCGAAAGUGGUCCCGUGGCGCUCUUCGUUAUGACGGAAAGGGUACCGCUGGUUUGUUAGUGGGUAUUCCGAUGUUCGGGGCGCACUGCUUGGACAACGGAGAGCCCCACAUUCCCUUCCCACUAUUCCUGUGGGGGAACCGCGUAACGCGUUUUUUUUUAAAAAGGAGUCGAGUAACAACAGGUUGUGUUCCUUUUUUUAAAUUAUAUAUUUAAUAUCAUAACUUUAUGAACAAUAAACGAAGAAUUCGUUAACAAAUUUUACGAGUAUGAUUGAUUCAGAACAUCCGAAGUCCGUAAAAAGUUUAUAUAUAAUGCUUGCACUUAGAAGCUUUAACCAUUUGAUGCUAUUUGGAAAUAAUUUUUGAAUAUAUAAUAAGUAACCCGACUGCAACAUAAUUUAUAAUUAUAAGAUUUUAUGCUAACGUAAUUAAAACCAUUUUUGUAGUUACUGUAGACGGCUGCAGUUAUGAACCAUGAAAAGAUUGUAAUAAUAAUAGUCCGCUAAUAUCGCAUUUUGCUUACGUGUAUCUUAUAUAUAAGGGUAGAUGUAAUGUGUAAUAAUCAAUACAUUGCAAAAAAAUGGAUGUGACAGAUUUCGGAUGACAGCCAAUCCUUGAUAAUUCUUUUGCUGAUAUGUUGGUUCAUACGGGUGAUUACUGAUUGAGAAGCUUAUGCACUUGCAAGAUAUCAUGAAUAAAUUUAAAGCCUCUAUUAACACGCUCGAUUGAUGGAUUCACUGCAUAUAAAAUAACUUAAUCGACUUUUAUGACUCACGAAAUAAUUUCGGCUCUAUGUGUACCUGCCUUUUCUAGUCAUUAAAAUAAGUCAAGGUUUUAGAGACUAAGAUAUAAAAAAAAUCAACAUUUAAACCAUGAAGUACUGGUUUUUACUCAAUCUUCAUUUAUUAGGUCAGAAUGUGUACUUUAAUUUAAAUAUCAUAUCAGUGAAUCAGUUUAUCAUAUAAGUGUUAAUCAACAUGAUAACGUAACAACUUGCUUCUCGUUAUGACUUUAGUUUUCAUAUUAUUUACUGCUAUUUAUUAUGUAAAAAAUAUUUUUUACUCGAAAUCGACGCAACGAUUUUAAUUUAUAAAUUGAAUAUUUUGCUUUUUUAUUUCAAAAGGCACAUCCACAAUUAAUUGAUUCUUAAUAUAUUCGGAAUACUUUGUACUGCGUGAUCACAUAACUUACACAAAUGCACAGCAUAUAGUUGAAUAAACAAAGACUAAAGACUUAUAACUGUCUGCCUGUUCAUAUAUAUAUAUAUAAUAAUUUAUUUAUGUUCACUAUCUAUGUUUUCUUGUCUAUGAACCAAUCUAGAAGUUUCUUUUUGCGUCGGGUUCAAUAUAUAAUAAUAGAUUUUUUUUUAACUGUCAGUGUAUAAAUUUAAUUGUAAGUACAUAAGGCUGUCCCACUUUGGAUUGAUGGAUAUAUGUAUAGAUUAAAUAUGAAAUUCUUCGUUGCAUUCGUCGCUUUCGUCGCAGUGGCUGCGGCCAUGCCACACCAGAAGCCCACCUCCAGCUUCGACGCAGACCUUCAGGCUAUCAUUGAAGCUAUCAACCACCCCAGCACCGACCCAGCCUCCGCUGCCCUAUUGCAAGAACAACUGGACACCAUCCUUGGAUUAUUAAAGCCUGAAGAAGAACCAAUCUCCGUUGCCCCUGUCAUCGUCGAUGAAGCUGUGUCCGCUGAAAGCUCGUCUCUUGUUCAAAUUAUCAUCAAUGUCAAGCCUGGUGUUGCUGGUAACCCCGUUGUCGUAGAAUCCAGCCCUGUCAUAAUUCCCAGACCGAUACCCGUAGAAACCAUUGAAGGCCCCGAAGUCAACCCUGAGCCCGUAAUUGUAGUAGAAAAUCCCGUUCCCGCUGAACCCGUUCUCAUAGCUCCUAUUGUUCCCACUCCCGUUGUGGUUCUCCCUGACAUCCUCAACUAAUAACUAAAAAGAAAACUGUUGAUUAAUA
Messenger RNA from Nymphalis io (European peacock), 2315 nucleotides. RefSeq lists its product as uncharacterized. NCBI's taxonomy places the organism in Eukaryota, Metazoa, Arthropoda, Insecta, Lepidoptera, Nymphalidae. The record is from RefSeq and is a predicted model, not a curated record. The transcript is spliced from 2 exons. Bases 1790 to 2287 code for a protein of 165 amino acids.